AUGGUCGGUCUUGGUCCUCGACGUCCUCCCUCCCGAAAGGGUACGUACACUGAAAUGCUAUCACUUGCUAUCUUAUGUUAUGACGUCCCCACGACCGAGAAACUCUAUAACUCGUUGUUUGGGAGCAUCAAUUCCUGCUGGCCACGAGCUGUUGCUUGUCCACGAAGAGGAAGCUCGCUCGGUGGGGCAGAGCCAGCAAAAAUGCGCCGCGAUGACGAUGUUUCUCCAUCCUCUGCAACAUUCCUGGUGACGAACCUUGGAGGCAAGACGAAGUCGUCUUCUAGAGUCACGACGGUGAAAAAAGCCGCCGUGCGAGAUCGAGAGCCAUCCUCAUUGGCUCUUGGGGCUCGGCCAAGAAUCGGCGACAACAAUGAUAAUCGAAUGUGCAUGCAACUAUGA
This is a messenger RNA of Fusarium fujikuroi IMI 58289, 399 nucleotides long. RefSeq lists its product as uncharacterized. The record is from RefSeq and is a predicted model, not a curated record. The transcript has a single exon. Lineage: Eukaryota; Fungi; Ascomycota; Sordariomycetes; Hypocreales; Nectriaceae. Bases 1 to 399 code for a protein of 132 amino acids.